This is a messenger RNA of Penicillium coprophilum, 714 nucleotides long. RefSeq lists its product as uncharacterized. The transcript is spliced from 2 exons. Lineage: Eukaryota; Fungi; Ascomycota; Eurotiomycetes; Eurotiales; Aspergillaceae. The coding region runs from base 1 to 714 and encodes 237 amino acids. The record is from RefSeq and is a predicted model, not a curated record.
AUGACAAAACCUGACGGUUCUUCUAUACUUUUCACCAUCAUCACCUUCACAAUGCUUACCACUGUUCUUUUCUCGUCUCUAUUCCUACUAACCAGUGCACAACCAUGGAAGCGAAGUACCUUCAUCGAGCCUGUCACAGACUGUUCUCAAUUUCCAUCCUACGACAAUCACACAAAGAUUGCCGGACCUUGGACACUCAAGGUUGAUGGCUGCUACAAUGGAACGGCGACUCGGGGAUUAUGCAGCAUCGAGGGCUUUGAAUCCGGUCAGGAUAUCACACGACAGCGAGAAGAUAGACCUAAGACUAUCGAGCAUGGAUUCAUUACAAUCGUAAGCGACCAAAAUAACCUCAAAACAACGCUCCGCUGCAACGGCGCCCUCAACCAAAUUGAAGCAUACGUCCUCUCCGGUCCCGCCCCGGGCGCACUGGACUGGCACGCCGUCGGAAUAGACCACCACCCUAGCACAGGACGACUGGUCUGGGGCAAACCAAAAGCCGCACCUGUACAGGCAUACAGACAUUACCACCGCGGUAUACCUGAUGAAGGGCUGUUUCUCGGAUCGAACAAUGAGACCAACUGGACUAUACACUGGUCGGGGAGGGAUGUAAGCAUUACAGAUCUGAAGACGUAUUGGGUUAUGCGACUCAUGAUUCCCGAGACGAGUAUUCGGGAGAAUGAGUUUAGGACAUUGAUUCGGAUUGAUGGGAGCUGA